UAAUUUGGGAAGCGUGACAUUAUUUAAACGGCCCAGAAAGCAUACAAUUAUACAAACAUGCCCGCACUGCACAAACUGGUGACACAUUCCCCUCAGCAGAUGGGGCUCGCGAUUUUUCUGAUCCUAGCAACUCUGAUUUCCACUUCCCUUGCAAAAUCCGACGCCUUCAACCCAAUCCACCUCCUCCGGCCGCGAUAUGUCGGCACCUACAUGCUGGGAAAGCGGUCCCGCCACGACUGCGAGGUGGUGGCGGACGCCGCCAUUGAGUACGCCAAGAGCCUCAAACUCGGCGGCGAUGGGAAGGAUGUUUGGGUGUUUGAUAUUGAUGAAACCACGCUUUCUAAUCUUCCUUACUACGCUCGCUCUGAUGUCCAAUUUGGGGCAUUACCAUACAAUGGGACAAAGUUCAACGAGUGGGUGACGGAAGGGAAAGCGCCGCCUGUGCCGGCGGUCCGGCGACUGUACAAAACGUUAUUGUCACUAGGCAUCAAAGCAGUGUUCUUGACCGGAGGAUCAGACGCAUUCAGACGCAUCAGGACAGCCAAUUUAUAUGCAGCUGGUUAUCACUCCUGGCUAAAGCUCAUCUUCAAGGGAGAAGCUGAGGAGGGAGCAGCGCUGGUGUACAAGUCGAAGAAAAGAAGGGAGGUGGUGGACGAAGGGUACAGAAUAGUGGGAAACAUAGGAGAUCAGUGGAGCGAUUUGCUGGGCGCCGAUGCCGGCAACCGAACCUUCAAAGUGCCUGAUCCUAUGUACUAUAUAGGAUGAUUAUCAACUCAUUCAUAUACUUAUGCUUCAUAAUUAGGUAAUUUUAAUUACUUCUUUAUUCCAAAUGUUUUUAUGACUUCUUUAUUCCAAAAUUAGA
Sesamum indicum (sesame) is the source of this 862-nucleotide messenger RNA. Its product is annotated as acid phosphatase 1. The record is from RefSeq and is a predicted model, not a curated record. Gene Ontology annotation, molecular function: acid phosphatase activity. NCBI's taxonomy places the organism in Eukaryota, Viridiplantae, Streptophyta, Magnoliopsida, Lamiales, Pedaliaceae.